AUGGACUCUGACCCAAAGAACAUUGGGUCGUUGGUUUCUCUCCUAGAUGAACAGAUAAAUGAUACGGAGACAAGUAUUGUGUCUCUUCAGACGCUAGCACGUCAAUUGGUGCCUAAUGAGAUUUAUGAUGAUCUCAGUAAGGAGCAGGACAAAACCGAGGAUGAAACUGUCCAUGCUGAUAAAGAGGCCGUGAUCAAAGAGUUGGAGAAAGCUAGGAUUGAACUUGUAGUUUCUCUACAGCAACAAGAUUUCAUUGGGUCGAAAUUGGAGGCGAUGAUCGCAGAUUCUGAGCUGCUUGUGAAUAGUGUGAUGGAGCAUUGCAGUGCCAAUGAAAGAGUCACUGGUGCAGAGGAGGCAGCAUUUGAGGAAAGAAUGAGUGGAUACAAAAAAGCAGUCGAGGAUGUUACCUUAAAAGAUUUGGAUGAGAAUUUGCAGAAAUCAACAGUAGCUUUGAAGCAUCUCCAAAGCGAUGCUCUACGAGCCUUUGAAAACAUAUUGUCUAAUCACGAUAAGGCCCUGUCUACAGAGUACAAGCAUCAACUAACAGAGGUGAUCAAUACACUUAAUGCUACAUUUGAAAGUUUAGUGAAGCGUUAA
Messenger RNA from Candidozyma auris, 597 nucleotides. RefSeq lists its product as uncharacterized. The transcript has a single exon. Lineage: Eukaryota; Fungi; Ascomycota; Pichiomycetes; Serinales; Metschnikowiaceae. The record is from RefSeq and is a predicted model, not a curated record. Bases 1 to 597 code for a protein of 198 amino acids.